UAUACAUUUAGUAGGUUUAUCAAUAUGAAAUGCUUGAAAUUAUUGUUCCUUCUUUGUUUGAUGAUUUCACAAUACAAUUUAUCACAUCAAAAACCGCUAACAAGUGCCGUGAUGAAACACGCCUUGUUUCAUAGAAGCGACUUUCCUUUCAGUGACCUUACUUUUGAUACAAAAGCAAGGGCGGUUUUCAACCCCAAUUGUACAGAUUCAAAGUCUUGCCUUCAACGUUGCCAACAUGGGAAAGUAUGGACGCUGCAAUCAGGUUGUUGUAGUUGUACAUGUAGAAAAGGUUAUAUAUUAUCAACCAAUGAAAAGUCGUGUACAAGAGCAAUGUUCGGUGAUUGGUCAACUUGGAGUUCAUGCAUUGUAUCCGAGUGGGGCGGGGUGCAACAUAGAGGACGACUUUGUAAAACCAAGUUAGGGAGAUCGGCAAAUAAUAGAUGUGUGGGUGCUGGUAGCCAAUCAAGAUCAUGUUCAAAAGUUACCAGGGAUUUUCGAAUUCGUAAAAACCUUUUGGAUUUGACCGAUGAAGAACUUCAUGAUUUUAUUCAAGGAUUCACUAAAUUUAAACAAGAUCAUUCGCUCUUUGGGUACCUUAACAUAGCUAAGUGGCAUGGGUGGCCUAAUAGAUGUCCAUGGUAUAAACAUCGUAUUGAAGAACAUAAAAAUGGACACUGUAGCUGGCAUAACCACCCUAUGUUUCUACCAUGGCAUAGACUAAUCAUGGUGCAGUUAGAACUUGUGACCACUCGGUUGAAGAAAUUGCAGUUAAGUGUUUUGCCCAAGGACACACACGCACACAAUGAAAGCAACGACAAGCUGCUGUGCUACAGCGCCGGACUACUUAAACUGAAAAUUUUCACAAGCUUAUCUCGUCACAUGAAAAACAAAACGCUUGGAAUUCCUUACUGGGAUUGGACGGAUCCUACUUACAAAGGAAUUCCAGAUUUAGUGAAAAACCCAACCAUUUAUGAUCCCAUAUUAAAGGAAUAUGUUCCAAAUCCAUUUUAUAGAACUUACGUACCAAGUCACCCCCUGGUUAACAAUCAAACAUUAUACAACUACCGGGCAGUUGAAAGAGCUGGCUUCCUUCGUCACAACCUGAUGCUCAAGAAUAUAAUUCAAGCUGUUAACAUGCCGAAUUAUGAAUUUUUUGACAUGACUGAAAUUGAUGCUCACGGCCAGGUCCACAACUGCAUGUGCGUGUCUAAAGGUGGCAACUGUACCUACAGCAUGUUGAAAACUGCAUACUCUUGCUUUGAUUCCGCAUUUUUCUUGCACCACAGCCAAAUAGAUAGGGUGUAUGCUUUGUAUCAAAAACUAAGACAUGUUUUAGGAACACAAGAUUGGACGAAAGAAAGUUUUUUGGAUGCGUACAAGCGGGAACAUUUUUUUGAUUUCUUUAACCGUCCAGAUGUUUCUGGGUCAUGGGAUUGGCCGAUGUCCCCGUUUUGUAACGCUUCAAUGAACCCAAGUUACGUCACAUUAAACGAAAACUCGUGGACCGUUGCAAACUCUUAUUAUUACCAAGAAUUGUUUGGGUAUAAGUACGACUCGUUUGAUUUCGCUAGAAGAGAUUGGAAACUUCUUCUUAAAGAUUUAAAGCAGAGCUACGAAAGUAAAUACUACGGGAAGGUCGUUCCUUAUUUUUCGCACUUGGGAAAGGACCUGGGUGAAAUAUCUCAUCAAUCGAUUUUCUUUACCGGUGACUGCACAGUUUAAGCAAAUGCCCCUUAUAUUCUGCUGAUUCUAUCAUCAAAAUAUAUUGUUUAUUAACUGGAAAAUCUCACUGUAUUUAGCAUAUAGUACAUAGUAAUGGGG
Molecule: messenger RNA, 1821 nt
Organism: Ciona intestinalis (vase tunicate)
Lineage: Eukaryota; Metazoa; Chordata; Ascidiacea; Phlebobranchia; Cionidae
Source: RefSeq, a predicted model, not a curated record